CAUGGGUUCAUAUUGGUGGACAGCUGAAUGAAAUCUCUGAGGGAUGUUAUGCUCCACCAUGCUCAGGUUAUAAAAGCUGCUUCUACCUCAAACAUUUUUGCUUUGAAUGAAGUCGUUCGUCUUUACGCUAAUCAUGGACUCCCGCAUGUUGCCCAGAAGUUGUUUGAUGAAAUGCCUCAGCGAAAUGUAUUCUCUUGGAAUACCGUCAUAUCGGCUCAUAUCAAAGCUCGGAACCUGGCUCAGGCACGAGCUCUUUUUGAUUCUGCCCCUCAUAAAGAUUCGGUUUCUUAUAACUCCAUGUUAUCUGGUUAUGUUAGUGCUGAUGGAUAUGAAACUGAGGCGCUUAAUUUGUUUACUACAAUGCAAUCCAUACAUGAGACAACUGGAAUUGAUGAGAUCACUCUGACGACAAUGAUUAACUUGGCUACAAAGCUUCGUGUUGCUCUUUUUGGAAGGCAAAUACAUUCAUACAUGGUGAAAACUGCAAAUGAUGGAAGUGCAUAUGCAGUGAGUUCUCUUAUUGACAUGUACUCGAAAUGUGGGUUAUUUGGUGAAGCUUGUAACGUCUUCAGUGGUUGCAAUGGGGAGGUGGAUUUGAUUUCAAAGAAUGCAAUGCUUGCUGCUUGUUUCAGGGAAGGAAAGAUGGGCAUGGCUUUGAAUAUAUUUUGGGAAAGUCCCGAAUUGAACGACAUUAUAUCCUGGAAUACAUUGAUUGCCGGGUAUGCCCAGAAUAGUAAUUUCGAGAAAUCACUUGCCUUGUUUGUUCAAAUGGUUCGAGAUGGCGUUAGCUGGGAUGAACGCACUUUAGUGAGUGUUUUGGGUGCUUGCUCUGGCCUACAAUGCUUAGCACUUGGGAAGUCUGUCCAUGCUUGGGUGUUGAAAAACACCUCAUUUUCUAAUCAAUUUAUUAGCAAUGCCAUUGUUGAUCUCUACUGCAAGUGCGGGAAUCUCAAAUAUGCAGAAUCCGUUAAUGCAGGAACCAAGACUAGUAACCUCUUUGCAGUUGCUUCAUUUAUUUCAGGCUAUUCAUCUCAAGGCAACAUGAGAGAAUCCCAAAGACUUUUUGAUUCACUAACAGAAAAAAACUCCGUCGUCUGGACGGCUCUAAUUUCUGGUUAUGUCAAAGCAAAGCGAUGUGACGUAGUCUUCAAACUUUUUAGAGAGUACAUGACCAAUGAAGCAUUAGUUCCUGACGGGUUGGUCAUUAUCAGUGUGCUUGGUGCUUGUGCUAUAGAAGCCACGCUUACUUUGGGAAAGCAGAUUCAUGCUCAUGUCUUGAGAAUGGGAAUUGAAAUGAAUGAAAAAUUACCUAGUGCUUUAGUUGAUAUGUAUUCAAAAUGCGGGAAUAUAGAAUAUGCUGAGAAAAUUUUCCAUCUAGUUGCUGGUAGUGAUAGAGAUACAGUCUUUUAUAACAUUAUGAUAGCUGGUUUUGCUCACCAUGGACUUGUGAAUGAAGCGUUUAAGCUUUUUCAGGAGAUGUUGAAGAAACAUAUCAAGCCAGACGCGGUGACCUUUGUUGCACUUCUAUCAGCCUGUGUACAUCGUGGACUAGUCAAUCUAGGAGAGCAGAUUUUUUGUUCCAUGGAAGUAGAUCACAACAUUUUGCCAGGUGCUGAACAUUAUGCGUGUAUGGUUGAUAUGUAUGGAAGGGCUAAUAAACUAGAGAAGGCAAUAGAAUUCAUGAGAAAGAUUCCUGUACAAAUGGACGUCAAUAUCUGGGGAGCAUUUUUUCACGCUUGUCGUUUAAAUGGUAAUAUAGAGCUUGCUAAAGAAGCAGCGGAGAAACUAUUGAAAGUGGAGGCAGAUAAUGGGUCUCGUUAUGUGCAAUUGGCUAAUGUAUAUGCUUCGGAGGGGAAUUGGGAUGAGAUGGGAAAAAUAAGGAACAAAAUGAGGGGAAAAGAGGCAAGGAAACUUGCUGGGUGUAGUUGGAUGUACGUGGAAAAUGGCAUUCACGUAUUUACUUCAGGCGAUAGUUCUCAUUCAACAUCAGAUGAAAUAUAUUCUGCUUUGGUCUGUUUGAAAGAUAUGAUGUAUUUUUCAUCCGCAGAACUGGAACAGCUUUAUGAAGAUUCAGGGGAAUUCUUUUGAGGACAUAAAGCGUCAAUUAGCCAGUGCCAUUGAAUGUGAUUCUUUGGCACAUUAAAGGAGAAGUCUGUUUUGUGGCGAUCACGUCGUCAGAAUUCGAUGCCCGAGGUAUGCAGAGACAAAUGUUGGAAGAAAACAGGUGAUACUGGUUGCCAAUGUUAUUGUUGGACCACUGGGAAUAUGAUUGGAUGUUCUGUUCCUGAAACCACAACAGAACAGGAUAGAGCCAAGGAUCACAUAAUCCAAAACCUUAGUGACAUGUUAACUGGAGUUCAUUCCUUGUCGCCUCUUCUUAAUCUAAACUGUUUAACUUCAAGGCAUAGCGAGUAUUUGCCUUGUCCACAUUUUGGGUCCAAAGAACUUUCACGUAAGGUUAGAGAUCAUAAUAUACUACAGCAAUCCAGAAUUUGUAAGCCAGUUGGCGCAAAAGCAAACUGCGAGAUUGAAAGCCCAAAGAGCAAGAUUUGAUUCAGGUUAUUAUUAGGAACACAAGUAUUUUCCAGACCAUUAAGUAAUGCGCCAACUUGGAAUCUUGUAACCACAUGAAGACAGAUCUGCUGGUGUGAUUGACAUUAUUGGUCCAGUCCGGCGAAGUAAUCAAUCCCGUUCCAGUCCUGCCUAAUUUAGGUUUAGAAAUCUGGCUGGCCCUGUGGGUUGGUUGAAUUGACC
Molecule: messenger RNA, 2754 nt
Organism: Neltuma alba
Lineage: Eukaryota; Viridiplantae; Streptophyta; Magnoliopsida; Fabales; Fabaceae
Product: putative pentatricopeptide repeat-containing protein At3g18840
Exons: 2
Coding region: 28-2088 (686 amino acids)
Biological process (GO): RNA modification
Molecular function (GO): RNA binding; protein binding
Source: RefSeq, a predicted model, not a curated record